GUUUUCUGUAGAUUUCAUCAGCUGUAUUUUACUGAAAAUUGUCAGUAGCAUUUAGGAAGUCUUUGGUAAUCAUGUUCCGCCAAUUUAUCGUCCUCUGCUUCUUGCCUAUCCUACUGGCAUGUAACGUUGACCACUCUCGUUACAAACGGAACACCAACAGCAGUGGGAGCUAUCCCGAUUUUAUCCUAGGUACCGACGGUCCUGCAGAUGCCGCAACUCUUGGCUACACCAUAAAUCACCAUGCUCUCAUUGUCAGCAACCUUACCUCUACCCUUGAGUUCUACGGUGAUGUCCUCGGCAUGAGACACAUUUUCACUUUCCAAUUGAAUGCGAACUGGUCUUUGAUGUUCAUGGGCCAUGCGCAGGGUGGAAAAAAUGGAACUGGAUUCCAGGAUGCAAUUACACUGGAAAUGGAGAGAGGAAAUAGGGAAGGACUUUUAGAGUUUUUAUCCUAUGCUGGCACUGCACCACCAACACAAACAAAGCCUCAUUCUUCCUUUUCGCAUCUUGGUCUCAUCGUACCCGAUAUUCAAGCCGCACAAGCACGUAUGGAAGCAAAAGGAGUGAAAAUUGUGAAGAGAGUUGGAGACGCGGUAGAUAUCAACUCACCUAUUCCUGCUGCGCUUGGAUUUCCAAAUGUGCAGGCUUUUGAGGAGGGGAUACCGGGGCUUGAGGCUUUGGGUUUUUAUGACUUCAUGAUAAUUGCGGAUCCAGAUGGAAAUUUGCUUGAGGUUAUUCAGCAGUAUUGAAUUUGUGUGGAGGGGCAAAAAUUUGAGAUGAGAAGAAAAGUUUGAGUAAGUUUCGAGAAUUUCGAGGAUAGUUGUACUAGUAUUUGUAGAAAUGUGAUUAGCAAUUUUUUGGUGCUGAGA
Messenger RNA from Botrytis sinoallii, 869 nucleotides. RefSeq lists its product as uncharacterized. Bases 72 to 749 code for a protein of 225 amino acids. The transcript is spliced from 2 exons. NCBI's taxonomy places the organism in Eukaryota, Fungi, Ascomycota, Leotiomycetes, Helotiales, Sclerotiniaceae. The record is from RefSeq and is a predicted model, not a curated record.